AUGGAGAUUAUAGCUGAAGGUUUACAGUUGAAUUCAGGCCACCAGAUGCCUGUGCUUGGCUUAGGCACUUAUUUGUCUUUUGAUAGAGACACUAUUAUAAAGAAUGUUAAGCACGCAGUGAUUGAUUGUGGAUACAGAUUAAUCGAUACUGCAUCAGCUUAUGAAAACGAAGAAGCCAUAGGGGAAGCUUUACAACAGUGAUUUGAAGCAGGGAUUAAGAGAGAAGAUCUGUUCAUAACUACCAAGUGUUUUAAAACAGAGUAUGAAGAUCCUGAGAAAGCUCUCAAGACUUCUCUUGAGAGGCUAAAGCUCGAUUAUGUUGAUUUGUAUCACAUCCACUGGUGCAUGACUAUGAUUGACUUUGACAAGAUGGAAGUUACUGGGCCUCCUAUUCAUAAAGUCUGGGAGAAGUUUGAGAAGCUUUCUGAAGAAGGACUUGCCAAGUCUAUUGGUGUUUGUAAUGCCAAUGUUAUGAUGUUAGUAGAGCUGCUGGCAGGAGCUAAGGUCAAGCCCUCUGUUGUUCAGGUAGAACUUCAUCCUUAUCUUCAACAAGAAGGGUUAGUUAAUACUUGCCAAAGGUUUAACAUUCAACUAACUGCAAUGGCACCAUUAGGAGCUCCAGGAUUCCCGUAUUCAGAUGGGUCACAUAAGAUUCUUGAAGAUGAGAUUAUCAAAGAAAUAGCUGACAAGCAUGGAUGCACUCCAUCUCAAGUCAUCCUUGCUUGGAAUAUUCAGAGAAAAGUCAGCGUCAUUCCUAAAUCUACAAAUAAUGAUAGAAUAAAGGAAAAUAAAGGAGCUGAAGAUAUAACACUAGACUCUGAAGAUUUGAAUAAGAUAAAAACUCUUAAUAAGGGUCACAGAUUUUUUGAUCCUGGAAUGUGGAUAGAACCUGAAUCAGGAUGGUUUAACUUGAGCGACUUUGAUUAAACUCACAUUGGCACUAUUAUCGACUGAAUUUUCA
This is a messenger RNA of Moneuplotes crassus, 961 nucleotides long. NCBI's taxonomy places the organism in Eukaryota, Ciliophora, Spirotrichea, Euplotida, Euplotidae. The record is from the annotation of a GenBank genome assembly.